CCCAAGGUUCCCAGCGAGACAGGCAGAAAGCUCAUGGCAUCCGGAGUCUUUGGCGUCGGUGACACCGACCUGCCAUCAAAGAAGACCAUCGCCAGACGCCUGCUGGAGCGAGAGCUUGGGCUGGGAGAUCGGGUUUGGAGGAAGAGGAACAAUGGUAUUCUGGCUCAGAACCUCAUUCCCGGCAGCAAGGCCGAAAAGAUUAUUCACUAUGACCACCCCAUCUACUCUGGCCAGUUCUCCGACGAUGGCAACUUCUUCUUCUCGUGCUGUCAGGACUUCAACGUGCGCAUGUACGACACGUCCAACCCAUACAACUGGAAGCUCUACAAGACGGUCAGCUACCCCUUUGGCCAGUGGACCCUGACAGAUGCCUCUCUGAGCCCGGACAACCGCUGGCUGGCGUACACCUCCAUCCAGAGCAUCGUCUCAAUAGCCCCCACCGACCCUAGAGACAAGGGCGAGCCGUACUCGCUUGAGCUCGACGACGGAGACAGCCGUGCGAGGCUCUCCUUUUGGCGCAACCGCGGGUCCUUUGGCAUCUGGUCCGUCCGGUUCUCGGGCGACGGACGAGAGCUUGUGGCUGGCACCAGUGCUCACUCGCUAGUCGUCUACGACAUUGAAUCCCGGACAGUCCUCCAUCACAUCACCGGCCACCAGGACGACGUCAACGCCGUGUGCUUUGCCGACAAGUCAUCACCUCACAUCAUCUACUCGGGCUCCGACGACACGACCAUCAAGGUGUGGGAUCGUCGAAGCAUGGGAGACAACCGCGAGGCCGGUGCCUUUGUAGGCCACAUUGAGGGCCUGACGUAUAUCGACAGCAAGGGCGACGGGCGAUACAUCCUCAGCAACGGCAAGGACCAAAGCAUGAAGCUGUGGGACCUGCGCAUGGCCAUGUCUACCGACCGCUUCCGCGAAAUCACAAGGGACAACGACUCCCGCCUCGAUAGGUUCGAUUACAGGCAAGACGACUAUGACGAAGACGACUGGGACGUGCACCCCCACGACAACUCUCUCGUCACCUUCCGAGGCCACAAGGUCCUCCGCACGCUGAUCCGAUGCCACUUCUCGCCGCCGUCGUCGACCAAUUCGCGCUAUGUCUACUCUGGCAGCGCGGAUGGCAAGGUGCACAUCUGGAACAUGGACGCAACUAAAGCGGGCGAAAUCGACGUGAAGCGGGCGACUCAUCGGACGCGGAAGCUGGACCGCCGAACUCGGGUCUAUUUUGACGAGCCUGGCGGCUGGGGCACCUGCGUGCGCGAUGCUAGCUGGCAUCCUAGUGCGCCAAUCAUCGUUGCUUCUGCUUGGAAUGGGUACAGCAUGGCACGAGGCACUUGCAGUGUCCACGCAUUCAACGAGUCUUCGGAGGACGAAGGAGAGCCCGAGAUGGGAGAUAGCGUCAAUGAGUCGCUGAGGCCAGACCCCGAGAUUUUCUACCCGUCCGGCUUUCGGUCGGCGCGAUAA
Trichoderma reesei QM6a is the source of this 1464-nucleotide messenger RNA. RefSeq lists its product as uncharacterized. Gene Ontology annotation, cellular component: Cul4-RING E3 ubiquitin ligase complex. The record is from RefSeq and is a predicted model, not a curated record. Gene Ontology annotation, biological process: proteasome-mediated ubiquitin-dependent protein catabolic process. Gene Ontology annotation, molecular function: protein binding. The transcript has 3 exons. The annotation marks the transcript as partial. NCBI's taxonomy places the organism in Eukaryota, Fungi, Ascomycota, Sordariomycetes, Hypocreales, Hypocreaceae.